Molecule: messenger RNA, 2236 nt
Organism: Varroa destructor (honeybee mite)
Lineage: Eukaryota; Metazoa; Arthropoda; Arachnida; Mesostigmata; Varroidae
Product: dimethyladenosine transferase 2, mitochondrial-like
Biological process (GO): transcription initiation at mitochondrial promoter; rRNA methylation
Cellular component (GO): mitochondrial matrix
Molecular function (GO): rRNA (adenine-N6,N6-)-dimethyltransferase activity; mitochondrial transcription factor activity
Source: RefSeq, a predicted model, not a curated record
AAGUGAGUAGCGGGCCUUCAAACUUAUAGUAUAUCUGUUGUGAUCAAUUACGGUGUUAUUUCUUUGAAGAACAACUUCAUACGCACUCGCUGAAUAGAGCUAUUAUUUGAGAGAUCAUAUGAUGACGCCAGCGUUGAAAGGAACAUAAACAUUUCGGUACAUUUUCGAUGGAAUAGAAAAGCGCUUAUGAGGCUGACCUGCGCACAUGUUCUCCUUUCUCAACUAUAAUUGUCGUCUAUUAAUACAGCGUAUAUUUCACUACGAGGCAGAUUUUUACAUAUGCUUAUAUUCGGAUCCGUACUGGAAAUCUUUGCCAAUGGCUACUGCUGCUGCAAGUCUGUUACGUAUUUCACCACUGAGUGCAAAGGAAUGCCCGAGAUUCUUGUUCCUACAGUCUAAACGUAUUUUAGCCACCACUCCGCUUAUGCCGGUACGCGAUGAACCGAAGUUCAUCGUCAACCCUGCCGCAAAAGAACCGAAAGAAAAGAAAACGACAAUUAAAAGGAAAACUCGAAGAACACCUCUGGAAAGCGAAAUGAGGGCGAGGCUUGGCGACAAAUGGGUAAAGGAGCGUAGAGCCCAGUUUGACAAAUCGUGUUUUCUAGCUAAUACUGAAAUAGCUGAGUUGGUGGCAAGUUAUCUACAAGAAGACAUAAAGGAGAACAGGUUUAUUCUGGAAGCCAACCCUGGUUUCGGUUAUUUAAGUCAGCGCCUACUUCAAAUGGGCUGUCGUCAUCUAUAUCUCUACGCCGCCCGAGACUCUAUUUUUCUGCCGUCACUUCUGAAGCUCGCUGACACGCAUCCAACAACUGUUCGACUAAUCCAUGAAAACAUUCUCAAAUUGAACACGAUGCUUGUAUGUGAUUCAGUGACAGCCUCCAAUCGAGAGAAAGCGUGUUUCAGUGGCCUACCGAUUCAAACAGACUGGUCUCUACCUCCAAAGGCGACGCUGUUCGCUUCGCUUACCCGUACCACUGAAAUGGGAUUUCUUCGAUCACUUCUCUAUAUGAUCCCGUCCCGGACAGGCCUGUUUCAAUUAGGACCGGUCGAACUUCUCGUGUUCAUGAGCUCUCAUGAGUACCAGAUCAUGAAUGCGGGCAGAGCUCCGAACGAGUCCCGUUCUUUGCUGCGGACCUACCCCGUGCUCUAUAGUUUGCUAACUGAAAACAAACUUCUUACAACUGUUGAUUCAUCGAAUUUUCUUUCAAUAAAAAGUACUAAGGCUCUUCGAGAUGACGAGCUACAUCUUGUACGCCUCCGGCCUAAAGUUGAUUUAUCGAACGUGAUUACGCCACCUGACCGUUUCGAGGAGUUUGUUUUUUUUCUAAAGCAGGGCCUACUACGAGGAACCACAGUAUCACAGUGUCUUGACAUGUGGAUUCCUCAAGCAUACAGGCAUGUCCUUGUCGAAAAGACAAAACCAGAUUCGCUACUAUACGACCUGUAUUUUUGUGACAAACUGUCUAGUCUGUCACCAGAGCAGAUUGUAGAAUUAUUUCGAAUAUUUCGUAGUCACGAGAUGUUCGAACAUAGUUCUUUUAAAAUAGCUAUGCAGAGUGACCGAUACGUACCUAAUGAAGUAUGAUGUGGACAAAUAACAAAUAUUUCUUUUCGCAGUCAUAGGAUAAUGGUCAGGCAUAAAACAGUCCGCAGGAAUGACUAAAGGAGUCACUUGAGUGGAAUAGGACGUCACUAUGUGAAAAGCAUAAUUUUCAUAAUUUAGAAUCAUGUGGUACCUCCACUCGCGCGGAUAACCGCCGCGCUCUACGAGCGUUGUGUAUGAGCCCUAUAGCCCGAAAUAAAUUGUUUGUUAUUUUAUUACCCUGAUUACUAAAUAACCGCGGCCACGCAAUUAACUUAAAAGCAAUUACGUAGUACUUUUUUGAAUGUUAAAUAGCAUACAAUACUUCGGAAAUUAUAAAUGAACAGCAUCCGAAAAUCGAUGUGUACAGUAAUUACUAUAUUUCACGAUCAAACACCGUGAGUGCUAGUCAUGACCUUUCUAUAGGUCUAUGACUGAUCGUUUCUAGAAUAUUUUAUAACAAUUGUAAAUAUUUCAAUGUCGUUUCUAUAUUUAAUUAUAAGCUUCUCCAUAUACAACAUUUGAGGACUCGAUCUUUUACUGAUUCUGCUUUAAUAAUAGGCACACUGUAAUAAGCCGCUGCGGCAGUGGUGGGAGACUGUGGGCCGUGAUAUCUUAGGGUUUUGACUUUCUCAGCGCACCAUAUCGUUCCAA